Molecule: messenger RNA, 2371 nt
Organism: Erythranthe guttata (spotted monkey flower)
Lineage: Eukaryota; Viridiplantae; Streptophyta; Magnoliopsida; Lamiales; Phrymaceae
Product: protein CHLOROPLAST IMPORT APPARATUS 2
Biological process (GO): regulation of DNA-templated transcription
Cellular component (GO): nucleus
Molecular function (GO): protein binding
Source: RefSeq, a predicted model, not a curated record
AGUAGAGAAAUUUCAAUGGCUAAAAAAGAAUUUCCCAAACCUCCACAAGAGUCGAAAAAGGUAGGGGUCUUUUUGUAACAUUAAAUAAUUUGUACUGCGAAAAGUGCAAAUACAGGCAGAGUUAAAAAAAAAAAAAAAAAUUAAAAAAAAUGUAUGGUCCCAUCACCCAAAACACUGUCCUCUCCUCUGUUAUCAUCAUCUCCAUCCAUACCCUUCCCUCCCUCUGAUUCUAGAGAGAGAAACAACUGAGCCUGUGUGUGUGUGUGAGAGAGAGAGAGCGGGGAGUGCGUGUAAAUGUGUGUUUCUGAUUUACACUCAGCAUCUCACCACCUCAUCCUGACCGUUUAAUCUGAUCCUUCCCCGUGACUCACUGUACCCCCAACAUGCUAUAGUAUACUACACCUCUCUCUCUCUCUCUCUCUCUACCUUUCUCUCUCUAGCUAGCCCUCUCAUCCCCCUAUUUUCAUGCUAAAUAUAAAUACAGAGCAUUUCCCCAGUCAUGUAAUUUCCCUUUAUUCAGACCAUUAUUUUUCUUCCCAAUUUCUUUACAUAUUUUUCCAUACUUCUUUCAAUCAAGAUAGCAUUCUACCUUUGAUUCAAAUUCCCAAUGCAUUUUGAUGAAAUAAAUCUUUGAUUUUGGUAAAUCCAAGGUCAAAAUAAACCCUUUUUUUUUGUUUUGGCUUUUACCACUCCAUAUUCUAUUAUAUAUUAUACAUAUAUAGUACCUUUUUUUCCAGGGUUCAGGGUUCUUGUAGUACGCACCUCAUCAAAAACUCCAGUAAUCUCAGACAAAAAAAAUCAGCUGCUGAUUUGCAAAACCCUUGUCCCCCAAUCCUUAUUCAUCAGUUUCAGCAGAGUUCUUCUUACAUGCACUGCAAUUGGUCCAGUUCUUGAAAAAAAUUCAAACUUUGGGUCAAAAUUUUUCUGUGAGCAAUGUCUUCUUCUUGUUUAAGAGGAGGUGGUGGGAGAGCAUACAGAUUGGAAUCACUGGACCUUGAUAUAAUCAAAUCACCAUCUUCAACAACUUCAUGGAUUUCAAACUCAUCUUCUCCUUCAUCAACUCUCUCUGAAUCCAGCAACUGCCCUCUCGCAAUCUCCACCCGGAAGCCGAGAACGCCUCGGAAACGGCCCAACCAGACUUACAACGAGGCGGCCGCGAUUCUCUCCACGGCUUACCCUAAGAUUUUCCCGACCAAACCAAAUCCCUGCAAAUUCACCAAAUCGCAUGGUGGUGGUAAUGAAAAGAAUCCGUUUUUAUUCGAGACGUCGGACUUGCUUAUGCCGUUUCGGGUUAUGGAUGACGGUUCGGGGUUUUUGCUGCAUCCGCCGCCGCCGAAGGGAUUUAAUUUGGUGGAGAAGGUGUGCCGGAGCCCUGGGGAGAUCGAGAUCAAUUCGCAGGGGAAUUCCACCUCUGAAAUCUGCGAUGAUUAUAGGGAAGAUUUCGAUGCGGAAUCGAUUCUGGAUGAGGAAAUUGGGGCGGGGAUUGAUAGUAUAAUGGGGAAUUCCGGUUUGGAAAUUGAAUUAAACGAGGGUUUCAAUACCUGCAAUAACAAUAUCCAGAUGAACGGUUUUUGCUACGGAUAUCCGGUUGGGCUAGGGUUUGAAUUUGGGAACGGGCUGAGGAGAGAACUCAGGCCGAUGAGAAAUGUCGACGAAGAAGGCGAUUGGUGGAGGUUCCCCAGUGUGAAUGCGCUCGAUUUAGCUCCGGCGAAUGCCAAGCCUCCGGCGACGGAGAAGAAGAAGAAGAAGAAGGUUGAGAAGUGUGUCGAAAUCAAGCACGCAGAGCCGGCGGUGGAGGAUUCGAUCUCGAACCCUAAUCCGGCCGGCGAGGACGAUUCCGCCCCCAAACCAAAUGCAGGACUGCUCUUGAAACUGAACUACGACACCGUAUUGAACGCGUGGUGCGAUAAGGGCUCGCCGUUUUCCGGCGAUUCGCCGGCCGCUGAUUGCGCCGCCGGAAGUGAUGUCCAAGCGAGGUUGGCGCAGAUAGACCUGUUCUCGGAGAACGGAGGCAUACGAGAAGCUAGCGUGCUCCGCUACAAGGAGAAACGCCGCACGCGCCUCUUCUCUAAGAAGAUCAGGUACCAGGUACGGAAAGUCAACGCUGAUCGACGCCCCAGAAUGAAGGGACGAUUUGUGAGAACACCAAAUUCAUCCGAGGAUUAAAGAGAUAUACAAUGGAGCCAAUUUAUAGUUAAUAGAAAUCUAUUUUUGUAGUUUUAAUUAAUUUGGCUUCAUUUUAUAUAUUUUUUGUUUUAAAGUUUUUAUUAUUAAUAUUAUUAUAGUAAAUCUAGCCCAGGAGUAGAAAUGAUGAGGCUUGAAUUGAAACAAAAUUUGUCCCGCCUUUUUUUAUACUCAUUUUUUGGGGGAU